Molecule: messenger RNA, 1673 nt
Organism: Girardinichthys multiradiatus
Lineage: Eukaryota; Metazoa; Chordata; Actinopteri; Cyprinodontiformes; Goodeidae
Product: cytochrome P450 2K1-like
Exons: 9
Coding region: 19-1563 (514 amino acids)
Biological process (GO): xenobiotic metabolic process
Cellular component (GO): cytoplasm; intracellular membrane-bounded organelle
Molecular function (GO): oxidoreductase activity, acting on paired donors, with incorporation or reduction of molecular oxygen, reduced flavin or flavoprotein as one donor, and incorporation of one atom of oxygen; iron ion binding; heme binding
Source: RefSeq, a predicted model, not a curated record
CAAACUCCUCUGUAUCGUAUGUGUAGACUCGGACAAGAAGCUGAGCACAUGGAGGCUUUGAAGGACUUUGCUUCUCUCUGCUCCAGUCCUACCACUGUGGUGGGCGUAGUUCUCUUGAUUAUACUUUAUUUGAUUUCUCUUGGUUCUUCCUCCAGAGAAACAGGCAAAGAACCUCCAGGACCAAAGCCUCUGCCUCUGCUUGGCAACCUGCUGCAACUUGAUCUCCAGAGACCUUACAAAACACUGUGUCAGCUUUCCAAAAAAUAUGGGUCUGUAUUUACGGUUUAUUUUGGACCAAAAAAAGUGGUUGUCCUUGCUGGAUACAAGACAGUCAAAGAGGCUCUGGUCAGCUAUGCAGACGAGUUUGGAGAAAGAGACAUUGCACCUAUAUUUCAUGAUAUAAACAAAGGUCAUGGAAUUCUGUUUUCAAAUGGAGAAACAUGGAAAGAGUUGCGUCGUUUUGCCCUCACCACCCUCAGAGACUUUGGGAUGGGGAAGAGAGUUGCCGAGGAGAAGAUUUUGGAGGAGUGUGGACACCUUAUUCAAAUCUUUGAGAAUCAUAAAGGGGAACCAUUUAACACAUCACGUCCAAUAAAUUAUGCAACAUCCAACAUCAUCUCUUCCAUCGUGUUUGGAAGCAGAUUUGAAUACGAUGAUCCUCGAUUUACAAACCUGGUCAGUCGGGUCAAUGACUCUAUAAGCCUAUCAGGCUCAGCAGAAAUCCAGCUCUACAAUAUGUUUCCCCGGCUGGUCGGAUGGAUAAAAAGCCGUCAGGGGAUGUUAAAAAAUGCUAUGAUGACGACCAGAGAUGUGAAGGAUUUAAUCAAGAAACUGAGAGAGACACUGAACCCUCAGAUAUGCAGAGGACUGGUGGACUGUUUUCUGAUUCGGAAGCAGAAAGAAGAGGACUCUUGUGUGAAAGACACUCAGUUCAUCGAUGAGAACCUGCUUUAUACAGUGACCAACCUGUUUUCUGCUGGAACUGACACCACAGCUGCAACCUUGAGGUGGGGUUUGCUGCUCAUGGCCAAGUAUCCACAGAUUCAGAACCAGGUUCAGGAGGAGAUGGCCAGGGUAGUUGGAAGCCGUGAAGUCCGAGUGGAAGACCGUAAAAACCUACCGUACACCAAUGCUGUCAUCCACGAGAUACAGAGGCUGGGUAACAUUGUCCCCAUGGCCAUCCCACACAAAACCAGUCAAGAUGUCACCUUCCAGGGAUACUUCAUCAAAGAGGGAACGACAGUGCUUCCCCUGCUUACAUCUGUUCUGUAUGAUGAAAGUGAAUGGGAGAGCCCUCACACCUUCAACCCUUCUCAUUUCUUGGAUAUGGAGGGCAAAUUCAUCAAGAGAGAUGCCUUCCUGCCAUUUUCUGCAGGUCGCAGGGUGUGUCUCGGGGAGAGUCUGGCUAAGAUAGAGCUCUUCCUCUUCUUCACCUCCCUCAUGCAGCGUUUUCAGUUCACGCCUCCACCUGGAGUGUCUGAAGAUGAGCUGGAUCUGACUCCAGCUGUGGGCUUCACUGUCCCUCCUUCUCCUCAUGAGCUUUGUGCCGUCAGUCGGCAGUGAGAAUGAAGCCUAGCAUUAUAGUUCCUCUCUGUAUCAGUGGCCUGAUGUGGUUUAACACAUUUAAUAUUUAAAUUUCCUCUGCGUGUCAUUGUUUAAACAGUUGACAGAAA